Lonchura striata (white-rumped munia) is the source of this 599-nucleotide messenger RNA. RefSeq names its product ubiquinol-cytochrome c reductase complex assembly factor 5 (gene UQCC5). NCBI's taxonomy places the organism in Eukaryota, Metazoa, Chordata, Aves, Passeriformes, Estrildidae. The record is from RefSeq and is a predicted model, not a curated record.
GGCGAGGCGCUGCGAUGGGAGGGUCACGUGCCGCUCGGCGCGUCCUUCCGUCCGGCCGCGCGCGGGGCCCUCGGCGGGAGGGCGAAGGCGCCGGUGCCGCCCGGCCAUGCAGGUCAGCGAGAGGCUGAAGCGCCUUUUGAAGCUGGUGCCCGGGCAGCGGCGCUUUGGCUUUUACCGCUUCCUGCCCUUCUUCUUUGUGCUCGGCGGAGCCAUGGAGUGGUUCAUGAUCAACGUCCGCGUGGGCAAAGAGACCUUCUAUGAUGUCUACCGUAGGAAACAAUCUGAAAGACUGUACGAGGCAAGGAUUGAGAAAGGGGAAUUUUAGCUGAAACUCUUCAAGGGGGAGCUCCUGAGUGCUUCAACUGUACAAGUGCCAAAGCAGCAGCAUUGCCACGUUGAAGGUGGGAGAAGUUGUUGGCUCUGCAAGAUGAGCUGUGAUCCACACAUGUUUGUAUAAUACACUCAGAUAGUUUAGGCAGUUCUGUUCUUCCAUACCUGUAAUAUUUGUGUUUAAAUGAAGUUAAAAUUGCGUUGUAUUUGGGCCUCUGCCACUAAUUUAAUGUUUGUUUAGUGCUUUUAAAUAAACUGAGUAAACAGUC